This is a messenger RNA of Lucilia sericata (common green bottle fly), 1878 nucleotides long. RefSeq lists its product as uncharacterized. The record is from RefSeq and is a predicted model, not a curated record. The transcript is spliced from 3 exons. NCBI's taxonomy places the organism in Eukaryota, Metazoa, Arthropoda, Insecta, Diptera, Calliphoridae. Bases 194 to 1528 code for a protein of 444 amino acids.
AUAUUAGUUUUUUUAUCGAUUGUGGUGAUUACCACAUUCGACAAAAACAGAUAAUUGUUAUUUUUCGUUUAGAUCCUUUGUAGUGGAAAAUUUUGAUAUAAUAUGUGUUAAAAACUGUAAUUGGCAAUAGAAACAGUGAUCGAGGAGUGGAGGUGUAUAAAUUUAACUAACAACCAAAGAAUUAACGACAACAAUGGCAAUGCUUACCCGUUUAACAAGUAGUGGAGCAACCACUGCUGCUGUGGCAGCUCCAGGUUCACCAAAAGCAUUGCAACGUUUCCAAAACUGUGUAGCUUUUCUAUGGCCAGCUUUGCAGUCUAGCGGCCGAUCUACUAAUGUUCAACGAAAGUCUACACAAGUCGAUGCCAUCGAUAGUUUCACCAAUGAACUGGUGGAGCGUAAAAGCAAAAAGUGGGAAGAGUUAAGAGAAAGUUUAAUGAAAAAGAAGGAGGUCGGUGGUGAACCAACUUUAACCGCUAGUCAACAACAAACCCAAACAAAGGCACCAGUAAGCACAACCAGCAGCUUUGCUCAAAGUUUAGGUCUAAUGUCCAAGGCUGUUAUUAAUGAUCUACAUGCUAUACGUUCGCCCGAACUGGGUCUCGAUAUACGUUCUUUAUCACAAGCUCAACUUGACAAUUUGCUCAUGUCCACUUUGGAAAUAAAAAACAAAGUGGAUUUUUUAUAUUUGGUGCGUCAAUGUAUUCGUUGGCAACAAUUGCCCUCCAACGAAGUGUUGAUAUCGUGUCUCAAGUAUCUUUCGAGUUUGUCACGUAUCCAACAAAUCGAAUCAUUUGCUGAGAUUUGCAAAAAGCAAAGCCAUCCAUUAUCGAAAAUUUACGCAGAUUUGGCACCAUUUAAAGCUAUGGCUUUGUGGCGGAGUGGUGGUGCCGAUAUUGCUCUGAUGACUCUACAUCGUGGCUACGAGUCCGGGGCUGUUACCGAAGAUGGCAAGCGAAUGAUGAGAGCGGCUUUUCGAACCAUAGCCGAGGAAACUUUGGCGCAGAAAAGUGAAGCAGUUUUAGUGUCGUUAAUGGAAGUGGCUAGAUCUAUAUACAACACUCACAAGGACAUUUUCGUUGUGGCUUGUGUGUGGAAGCAAUGUUUUGUAAGUGAUUGGUUUUGUGAUCAAAAAUCGGCAGCAGAUUUGUUUGAACAUUAUGAGGAAUUACAGCAGUUGGUGGCAAAAAGAUCCAGUUCCUUGUGCGCCUCUUUUCUUAGUCGCAAUAAUGUAGAUGCGGUCCAUCGUCUUAUUGAAGUAUUUUUACAAUAUAAACAACGUGAUGCUUGCUCUAACUGUCUCAGUUUAUUAUUCAACUAUCAAUAUAAUCGGAAAGAUUUACGUGCAUGUGCUGAAAUAAUCAAGUCAUGCAGUGAAUUGGAAAUGCCAUUAAAUGAAGUACAAAAUGAACAGUUCCUCAGUUUGUUUCUCAAUCAAAAUGACGACAACAAAGACUGUGGCAAUGGCCCAGUUGUGCGUAAUAAACCUGCUCAGAAAUCACAAAAAGAAUUUCAGUAUAAAUUUUAAGGAUUCAUUAUGGAAGUUAGAAUUAUUUUUAACAACUUUUUACGGCACCAUCCAUAAGUUUUUGAUUCUUAAGUUUUUUUAAAGGAGCAAAUGGUUUACGAACAUUUUUUAAAUUAGAUCUAGUCGUUAUGAAGAGUAGUAAAUCAUAUUCCUAUAAUGGGUAAUACAUUAUACUUUGGGUAAAACAAUCAAUCAAUCAUUUAAUUAAUACGUGUAAGCACAAAAUUUAUUGUAAACUGUUACGUUGUGUUUUAAUAGUUAGAAUGAAUUAUUAUUACUGACGUUGAAGCAAUGUUUUAUUAUUAAAUCCCAUAAAAUUAUUAAAUAAAAAAAAUGCAAGUUUAUUUAAA